Messenger RNA from Mercurialis annua (annual mercury), 480 nucleotides. RefSeq lists its product as uncharacterized. The record is from RefSeq and is a predicted model, not a curated record. The transcript has 2 exons. Lineage: Eukaryota; Viridiplantae; Streptophyta; Magnoliopsida; Malpighiales; Euphorbiaceae. The coding region runs from base 55 to 249 and encodes 64 amino acids.
AGAUGUGGUUAAAUUGUUAAUUGAUUGAUCGAAUUGAGAAGAAGAAGAAGAAAAAUGGUGAAAACAGGAACGUAUUUUGCAAUGACAUUGGGAGCUUUUAUAUUCUGGCAAUCUAUGGAUAAAGUUCAUGUCUGGAUCGCUCUUCAUCAGGACGAGAAGCAAGAGAGAUUGGAGAAAGAAGCAGAGAUCAGGAGAGUGAGGGGAGAGCUGCUUCAACAAGCUAAAGAGAGGGGAGAAUCUCUUGCUUAGUGCUUAAUCUUGUAAUGCCAGUGGCUGCUCUCUCUAUUUUGUAUUGUCUCUUGUUUUUCUUGGAUUUUGUGUUCAAUUUAUUGCGUCGGAUAUAGCUUCUCAUAACUCAUAAGUAUAAAUUCUCUGAUGAGCUGAUGGCCAUGAUUGUCAUGGGUGAAUAAUUACUAUAUUUUAUAGAUUUCAACUUGUUUCUAUCAUCCGAAGUUAAUGGAAUCUGUAAUUUCAUCUGCU